Molecule: messenger RNA, 2624 nt
Organism: Seminavis robusta
Lineage: Eukaryota; Bacillariophyta; Bacillariophyceae; Naviculales; Naviculaceae
Source: the annotation of a GenBank genome assembly
CUUGCUUGAUCUCGUCUCGUUCUUCCCUCUUCACAACCUUCGACACUCGACUUGUCGCCUUCAGCGCUGCAGCAGGAUCUUCGUGUGGUCGCUCUUGGCUGCAAUACUGGCACGAUAAUUAGCUCUCUUGUAGAUCAUGUCGCAUCGAUUUCCAGUAUACCAGAUUGACUUUCAGGCAGUUGCGAGUGGAAAGGUGGUUGCUUCGUCCAAACGAAAAGUUCGAUGGCGCUUUGGGUUUCCCAAUCAGCAGGCAUUGUCGGAGGGAAGAACGGGAGUGGAAUGUCGUGGGGAAGAACAUGAUAUUGUCCUCAUCUGGUCGGUCGCUUCGGGAAAGAGGCAGCUCUACAUGGACGGAAGAGAAGUUCAUUUCUCGACGAGCCGAGCUCAAACAUUUCAAUACUCUUGGUCGGCCAAGGGAAACCAUGUCAUAAAAGUCGUUGCCCAUGCGACUCCCCCUAUUCUUGGCGAACCUUACGAAUUGUUCAUUGAUGGUCAGCCAUUUUCCUCCAUGCCCAAGAGUUACGAGUUGGGAAUUCGUGGCCAAAUCCCUUCGCACGCUCGAGUACCUGGAGCUGGUGGGUACGGAAAAAAUUAUGGUAAACCCGGCGUUGUGCCUGGCCCAUCUAGCCGAGCACAAGAAGAAGCAGAUUUACAAAAGGCAAUCAGCGCAUCCUUGCAGGAAUCCAAGCAGUUUUUGGCCAAUAAGACAGCACCCCCAGCUGUAGCCCCUGCACCUGCCACUGGCGAUUUAAUGGAUCUUGGAGGACCACCUCAGCCAGCAACAGUCUCGCAACCACCAGCAUAUCCAGCUGCAGCAACAAACUAUGGAGCGCAUCCUCCAACCUAUGGUGCACCACCAGCACCCCAUUACGGGGCAGCACCUCCCAAUUACGGAGCCCCUCCUCCCAAUUACGGAGCCCCUCCUCCCAAUUACGGAGCCCCUCCUCCCAAUUACGGAGCACCUGCACAAUAUGCAGCACCCCCACCUGUGGCUACCCACGCAAACCCAGGUUUUGGUUCACCUACCCAAAGUACCACCAGCAUGCCAGGUGCCAUGGUCCCGUCAACCCAACCCAGCAACCCUUAUGCUGUCACGCCAACUGCUGCUGCUGCCUAUCAAAGCCCAACGUCCACGCAAGGAUCCCUUGCACCUUCGACUUUCAGUGGAGCACCAUAUUCCGCUCCUUCCCAUCCCGUUGCUGCGAAUGCGUAUGCCCCGGCUCCACCGCCACCAGCCGCUGCCGUAGCAACUGGCGAUUUGUUCGCUCCUCCCCCUGUGGAUCCAUUUGCCCCCAAUCCGCAAUCUUCGGGUGGAUACUUCGUGCCGGGCCAACCUGUACCACCCCUCGACGACCCUUUUGCCCCUAGACCACCGCCCCCACCAACUCGUGAUGAUAUCACGAAUUCUAUCUUGAGCGCUUACGCUGCUCCAACAACACCAACAGCACCAGGAGGUGUUCCACAGGCUGGACCACCACAACCUGGUCAGCCCAUGCCCCCCGUCCAUCCAAAUGCUGCCCGCAUAGGAUACGGCGGGCAUAUGCCGCCACAAGAGGAGAAACCUCAAUCGGAGAUGGAAAAGGCUCUCAAGAAGCUCGUAAACGUGGAUCGGAUUGAUGAACCGGCAGAGCAAGAGUACCAAUUGACAAUGAAAGUGAAGGAAGAAGAGAGAAAAACGAAGGAUGGAAAGAGUAGAGGAAGACCACCUGCAGCAACUGGUUUGGUUGGAUCCAACGCAACACUAGACCAUAUUAAGCAUGUGAAACCGGAGGUAGCCAAGACCGGGGAUGGUGUGAUGAAAGCGCCUCCUCAACUCUUCCAUCCUGAUGCCGUUCAUGCUGGAGCCCUGGUCGUUCAUGGUCAGGGGCCUCCACCAAUCCAAAGAGGUUUUGGCGUUGGGUACGGUGGUGCUCCCCCAUCAAAUUUCCGUGGGUGGUAGAAUUGGAUUUGCAGAAGGCGGUCAUGUCCAAAGCGAACAGCAGAAGCACCUUAGAAGCUAGUUGUGCGAAGUUGCUAUCCGUGGUACACAGUUAGAGAUGAUGAUAGUAGUAGAAUUUAUUUGCCAGCUAGUAGAUUGGACUGGCUAGCUAGCGUACCGGUAGUGUUACAACUUGGAGAAUCUAUCCUGCGCUUCCCUGCCCUUUUCAUCAAGUGGAAGAGGACCCCAACUUGUAGGCAUGCGUGUGGUCGAACCAUGACUACCUCACGAACUGGCGUGAGACGAAGGACCGCUACGGUAACCUUUGCCGAGGCAGCACACGAACCUCGUCGAUGCAAACUUACUUGUUGCCACCGUACCGGUAGCGUACGAUGUACCGGUGUGCAUGGCCAAGAAAGAAAAGCUAAUCCGAGCGACAUGACGGUCGGUCGAGUCGAGUGUCAGUCCUUCAGUCCAGUCAAUCUUCAUUCCUGUCGAAUGCAGAGUGGAGAGUGCAGGGGACUGGCGAGGCUCGGACUUUCGGAACAUCCAAUUCCCAAAGAGCGACGCCGCACUUUGCGAAGCCAGAGGUUGAUUGGCGAUAAAUCUCUUGGAGUACAGUCCUGGACAGUAGAGUCCCUUUUCAGGCGAGUGACGGCACUAAAAUUUAUCAGAUGUGACUCCCUACUUAGACUUUCCUUGCCCU